Scophthalmus maximus (turbot) is the source of this 3088-nucleotide messenger RNA. RefSeq names its product TNF receptor-associated factor 7 (gene traf7). The record is from RefSeq and is a predicted model, not a curated record. Lineage: Eukaryota; Metazoa; Chordata; Actinopteri; Pleuronectiformes; Scophthalmidae. Gene Ontology annotation, molecular function: protein binding; zinc ion binding. Gene Ontology annotation, biological process: ribosomal large subunit assembly; Notch signaling pathway. The coding region runs from base 335 to 2302 and encodes 655 amino acids. The transcript has 22 exons. Gene Ontology annotation, cellular component: nucleolus.
UGGACGGCGGUAACGCGGUUUUACUACAUAUCCCAGAGUGCACUGCGGCGACAGCGUAUUGCGAUGCGAGCGAGAGAGAGAGAGAAGGGAACAUUUAGGGAUUUCGUCUGCAGUGUUUGAGCUGCGCUGUCGCAACAAAAAAAAUAUAUAUAAUAAUGGCCUAGCAGUCCACAGCUAGCUGCUAGUGUUUCCUCGUGAACCUGUGUACCCUUUGGGUGGCGAGACAUCUCACUACAAUCAAUACUCCAGAGCAGCAGCAGCAGAAGCUGCGACCACAGCAACCAUCUCCAUCAGCCCUUCAACCCCCCCAGCAGACUCCAGCAGCGGGAGCAGCAUGGAGGCGUCGUUUGGUCCAACCUUUGCAGCUGUGGCUGCUGGAGCCAAAGGUGCUGAAGGGUCCAGCACCUACAAGCAGCAUAGAAGAACUCCCUCUUCCUCCAGCACUCUAACCUACUCCCCCCGGGACGAUGACGAUGGAAUGCCUCUCAUUGGCACACCUCGGAGGUCCGAUUCAGCCAUCUCCAUCCGAUCCCUUCACUCCGAGUCCAACAUGUCCCUGCGCUCCACGUUUUCUCUGCAUGAAGAGGAGGAGGACAUGGAACCCCAGGUGUUUGCAGAACAGCCGUCAGUAAAACUGUGCUGUCAGCUCUGCUGCAGCGUCUUCAAGGACCCUGUCAUCACCACAUGUGGGCACACCUUCUGCAGACGCUGUGCCUUGACUUCGGACAAGUGCCCAGUGGAUGCGGCUAAGCUAACGGUUGUGGUGAACAACAUCGCAGUGGCUGAGCAGAUAGGAGAGCUGUUUAUCCACUGCAAAUACGGCUGCAGGGCCACAGCCAGUGGCGCGGGAGGGGCCGCAGCCUCCAACAGCACGGUGGCCGGGAAGCCCGGAGCGUUCGAAGUGGACCCACUGGGCUGCCCGUUCACCAUCAAACUGUCCUUACGGAAAGAACAUGAGGCCAGUUGUGACUACAGGCCAGUCCGCUGCCCCAACAACCCCUCCUGCCCACCACUGCUCACCAUGAACCUGGAGGCUCACCUCAAAGAAUGCGAGCACAUCAAAUGUCCACACUCCAAAUAUGGCUGCACGUUCAUCGGUAACCAGGACACUUAUGAAACACAUCUGGAGGUCUGUAAAUUCGAGGGGCUGAAGGAGUUUCUGCAGCAGACCGACGACAGGUUCCACGAGAUGCAGCUGACCCUGUCCCAGAAGGACCAAGACAUCGCUUUCCUGCGCUCCAUGUUGGGCAAACUCUCCGAGAAAUUGGAUCAGCUAGAGAAGAACAUGGAGCUCAAGUUUGACAUGUUGGAUGAGAACCAGAGUAAACUAAGCGAGGACCUGAUGGAAUUUCGUAGAGAUGCCUCCAUGCUUAACGAUGAGUUGUCCCACAUCAACGCCAGGCUCAAUAUGGGAAUUCUGGGCUCGUACGACCCCCAGCAGAUCUUCAAGUGUAAGGGGACAUUUGUCGGCCACCAGGGUCCUGUCUGGUGCCUUUGUGUUUACUCCACUGGAGACCUGCUCUUCUCUGGAUCCUCAGAUAAGACUAUCAAGGUGUGGGACACCUGCACCACCUACAAGUGUCAGAAAACCCUCGAGGGUCAUGAUGGCAUCGUAUUGGCUCUGUGUAUCCAGGGAAACAGGCUAUACAGUGGCUCUGCAGACUGCACCAUCAUUGUGUGGGACAUCCAAACCCUGCAGAAAGUCAAUACAAUCCGUGCCCAUGACAACCCCGUUUGUACACUUGUCUCCUCCCACAACAUGUUGUUCAGCGGCUCCCUCAAGGCCAUUAAGGUGUGGGACAUCGUGGGCACAGAGCUGAAACUGAAGAAGGAACUAACCGGUCUGAAUCACUGGGUGAGAGCACUGGUGGCUUCCCAGAACCACCUGUACAGUGGCUCAUACCAGACCAUCAAGAUCUGGGACAUCCGCUCACUGGAGUGUGUCCACGUCCUGCAGACCAGCGGCGGCAGCGUCUACUCCAUCGCCGUCACGAACCACCACAUCGUCUGUGGCACUUACGAAAACCUCAUCCAUGUGUGGGACAUUGAGUCUAAAGAGCAGGUGCGGACUCUCACGGGUCACGUGGGAACAGUGUACGCUCUUGCUGUCAUCUCCACCCCGGACCAGACCAAAGUGUUCAGCGCCUCCUACGACCGUUCCCUCAGGGUGUGGAGCAUGGACAACAUGAUCUGUACCCAGACGCUGCUGCGACACCAGGGCAGUGUCACAGCGCUGGCCGUCUCCAGGGGACGCCUCUUCUCCGGAGCCGUCGACAGCACAGUCAAGGUGUGGACGUGCUAAACAGAGUCCAGUCGACCUCACACCUCCUUAACCUUUCCACGAUUGUCCUCCAUGGUGAUUCUAACAUCCGCAGACCAACAAUAACCCCCCCAGACGCACUCCGCGAUCAAAGCUGCAUCGGAACUGUUUUAUUAAGUGUUGCUUUUUUCUUUCUUUUUUUUACCUUACAACCAAACACGUCGACGACCUCCCCGAACUUCAGGAUCCUGGGAUCGGCUCCGGGUCAUAUUCCCCGGCGACCUCAGCGACUCGGUGCAUUAUGGGGCAAAACGAAGAUGAGCUGCCUUACAACGCACAGCGCCAAAACUGAAAUUGAAUGAGCGCUGUACUCGCAGCAGGAAGCAGAGAGGAUCGUGGGUGGCGAAGGUAUUUUUUUCCCCUGCCUGCUUCCUGCAGAUGCACCUGCCAUUCAAGAACCGUACUGAGGAUGCCUAAUGUAAACUGUUCAAAUGAGGGUAACGGCUGGUUUCACAAACGCAGAGGGUGCCACACACAGAAAUCCCAGAAUCCACAAGCUCAAAGUUAUGACUUUUAAAAAGGUCAUUUAAAUUGCAACUAGGUUAUUUUUUGCAAAUUAAGCAGCAUCAGUUUUAUGCUGAAAUAAUUGUGAACAGUGCUUUUAUGAGUCAGGCCACGUUGAGCCACACAAAGUCAAUCUCUUCCCACUAACUUCCCUUUAGUGGUCAGAGGUCAAAGGUGCCUAUUUGAAAGGCUAGAGUAACCAUGGCAACACAUGCAGGUCACCAUGUGAUUGUGGGAUUUUCCCUGAUAUAUAUAUAUAUAUAU